This is a messenger RNA of Brassica napus (rape), 2318 nucleotides long. Its product is annotated as peptidyl-prolyl cis-trans isomerase FKBP43-like. The transcript is spliced from 12 exons. The record is from RefSeq and is a predicted model, not a curated record. Lineage: Eukaryota; Viridiplantae; Streptophyta; Magnoliopsida; Brassicales; Brassicaceae. Gene Ontology annotation, molecular function: peptidyl-prolyl cis-trans isomerase activity. The coding region runs from base 70 to 1476 and encodes 468 amino acids.
ACCCUGGCCAGUAUAAAAGCUCGCCACAGAACGGAGAAGAACACAAAGCGUCUCUUUUCAUCGAAUUCAAUGGCUUUCUGGGGAGUUGAAGUGAAGCCAGGAAAGCCUUUCACUCUCAAGGCGGCUACUAAUGAUGCCAAAAGACUUCACCUUUCCCAGGCGACAUUGGGGCUUAGUAGUUCGGGAACAAACAGAAGCAUUCUUCAGUGUAACGUUGGGAACAAAAGUCCACUCUUCCUGUGUGUCCUGUCUCCCGAAAAGGUUGAUUCCUGCCAACUCAACAUCGAGUUUCAAGAAGCUGAGGAUGUUAUCUUCUCUGUCAUCGGUCCUAGGAGUGUUCACCUCACUGGCUACUUCCUUGGAAGGAGUAGCACCGCCGGUUUGAGCCUAAAUGAUGACGAAUCGGAGUCGUUUGGAGAAGACAUUGUUGACACAGACGUGGAGAAAGGGAGCAGUGAUGAUUAUGACUACAGCGACAGUUUCAUUAAUGAUGAUGCUGAUCAUCCAUCUUCUACUGACGAUGAUGACUUGACUGUUAAGGAGAGGGUAGCUAAAACAAAGGCAAAGAAGGGAAAGAAAAGACUAAGGAAGAAGUUUCAAGUCUCUGAUUCGGAUUCUGAUGAAACAUCGGCCAGAGCGGCCAGUGAGGACUCCGUAGAGAUACUUAACGGCGAUAAUGACCACAAGACCCCGAAGGUCCUUUCUUCAGAGGUUCCUUUGCCUUCAAGGGUCACGAGGUCGAAGGCAAGAUGUUCGACUUUGGAAAAUGGUGAGAAGACAUCAGAAGCAACAACUCACACACACAAGGAUGUGGAUAAUAAAAAGGAGGAGAAACCAUCUGGGGACGUUGAACCUUCUCCCGUUAAGAACGGCUCUGAAGUGCUUUCGAAGAAGGAGAAGAAGAAGAAGAAGAAAAGAAACAAGGAACCAGUUGUUAUUAACACAGACGAAGAUAUGCCUGGAAGUCAGAAGCCAGAGACUGACAAAGCAAUUGAAUCAUCAGCUGAUGUAACUCUGUCAAAGAAAAAGAGGAAAAAAGAGAGGAGAGAGGAGACUAGAGAGAGGAAGAAACAAGCUACCGAAAAGAACAUGGAGAAAGAAGCUAGUAGUACUAAGAAACCACCAGAAUCAGAGCUUUCUCCAAAUGAGGUGACAGUUGAAGAGAUUGAAAAAGGGAAGUCAGAUGGUAAAGUAGCUGUUCAAGGGAAAAAGGUCAGCAUACUCUAUACUGCGAAGUUGAAGGACACUGGGAAAGUGUUUGAAUCAAACUUGGAAGGAUCUCCAUUGAAAUUUCGCUUAGGUGGAGAAAAGGUCAUAAAAGGUCUCAGCAAUGGUGUUUCAGGGAUGCGAGUUGGUGAUAAGAGAAGACUUAUAAUUCCACCAUCUCUUGGAUACUCAGAGGAAGGAUUGAAGAAGGAAAAUGUGCCUAAGAACUCGUGGCUUGUCUAUGAAGUAGAGGCAGUAAAAGUGAGAUGAUGCCAUUGGCUCUUUUUGACCUUUUGAAACAAACAAGCUUUAAGCUUCUGCCCUGAGUCAUCUAGUUGUCUCCUAUUGCCUCCAUUUUUUUCUUAUUAUAUCUCUCUCUCUCUCUCUCUACUCAGCCUUCGAUGAAUUGACUUGUCACUUUUAUCAUUUUUCUCGCAACAAUCUGAAUCCAGCAAAAAAGAUAAACACUUUCAUUCUAUGAUCACCAAGAUUGUUCAUUUUUCUCACAACAAUCUAAAUCCAGGAAAAAGAUAAACAUUUUCAUUCUAUGAUCACCAAGAUUGUUUCAUUUCAAAGUUCGAAAUCAGAGAAAGAAGACAUGAUCUAUAAGUUGAACCAAAAAAAGAAAUGAUCUAUAAUAAAAUCAAAUAACUGCUCUGGCCUUUUGUCGGUUGAUUCCAAAAGUUUAUUGGUCGAUUGAUCGAAAGAAGUAGAAAAAGCUUGUAUCCUUCUUUGUUUUGGUUGAAAACAAAGUUUAACAACCUUUCAACAGUAGGUCGUUUUCAUCAUCUCAAUCCCAACUUAACCAAAGCUGAACUGGUCAAUUCUCUCGGUUACCAAACCAUUCCAUUUAAGACUGAUACGGCCUUACCAAAGACGAGCUAAGACGCUUGCAUUAGACUUGUGUAUACACGUGAAUUGCUCAUGGUCCUUUAAACUUGCAAGUAACAAUUACAUUACAGUACCUUGUAAUUUUCAUAAAGUAAAAAAAUGUGUUUACCAAAAAAAAAGGUCUUACUACAUAAAUUCUUCAGAUGAAGGCUAGAGCAAAUGAAAGACUGAGAAAAAGGCAACUCUGUUUUCCUACUUUGUGUUGCUUCAAUAGAUAAUUA